CCCCACCCCAUCAUCAUCACCAUCAAAGCUCUCUCUCUCUCUCUCUUCUCUAUCAGUUCCAAGUUUGAAAUUCUCCGUAUGAACACUUCUCCACACGGCAUUGAAACUCUAAUUUUUCCCUACUUUUUUGUGCUUAUUUUAACUGUUCUUGGUACUAUUUAUCUUCAAGAACCCAGAAAUCUUUGGUUGUAACGAAGAUGAGCGAGAACCCAAAUCCGAAAGCCAAGAAUCCAACGACCCACUCCGAUUUCUUGAAGAGAUUCAAGCCGCGGCUGAAGGCUCUGGAGACUUCGCCGGGCGUUCUUGGCUGUUUCUUCCUCACGCUCUGCUUGCUCUUUUGUCUCUCCUUGCUGGACUACAGAACUGUGACCAGUGGGAUCCCGUUUCGUGGGCCGUCCUGGUUUGGGGCCAGUGAUAAUCAGUCAUUAUUGAGCUCUGAUGUAGAUCGGAAAUUGGUGGGAUUUCUUGAAGAAGACGGCUGCGAUAUCUUUGAGGGGAGUUGGGUGUGGGAUGAGAGCUACCCGCUAUAUGAAUCACAGGAUUGCUUGUUCUUGGAUGAUGGGUUUCGUUGUUCUGAGAAUGGUAGGCCUGAUAGAUUCUAUACCAAAUGGCGCUGGCAACCUAAACACUGCAACUUGCCCAGAUUUGAUGCAAAGAACAUGUUGGAGAAGCUGAGAAACCGGAGGGUUGUGUUUGUGGGAGACUCGAUUGGGAGGAACCAAUGGGAGUCCCUUCUCUGCAUGCUUUCUUCUGCGGUUUCUAACAAGAGUUCGAUAUACGAAGUCAAUGGAACUCCGAUCACGAAACACACUGGUUUCUUAAUCUUCAAGUUCGAGGAUUUCAACUGCACGGUUGAAUAUUAUAGAGCCCCAUUUCUCGUGGUACAAGGCCGUGCACCUGCUGGCUCCCCGAAUAAGGUAAGAAUGACUUUAAGGCUCGACCAAAUGGAUUGGAGCUCGAGUAAGUGGAAAGGUGCAGACGUGCUCGUCUUCAACACGGGUCAUUGGUGGAAUUAUGAGAAGACGAUUAGAGUGGGAUGUUACUUUCAAGAAGGCACGGAGGUGAAGAUGAAUAUGAGCGUGGAAGAUGCGCUUCACAGAUCAAUCGAAACAUUGGUCGAUUGGUUAGGUCAUGAAGUAAAUAUGUCCAAGACCCACGUUUUCUUUCGUAGCUAUGCUCCUGUUCAUUUCAGAGGUGGGGACUGGAAAACCGGUGGUAGCUGUCACCGGGAGACGCUCCCCGACCUGGGAUCAUCACAAACGGCAUUCAAAUCGUGGAUGGAGUUUAGCACGGUGAUCGAUGUUUUGUCAGAACGUCGGGAUUCAAGAUUGCAGAAAUUGGAAGUUCUGAACGUGACUGGCAUGACUUCUCGGAGAAAAGAUGCUCACUCGUCUUUGUACUAUUUAGGCCCCAAGUCGGGACCGGCUCCUCUUCACCGGCAAGACUGCAGCCACUGGUGCCUCCCCGGGGUCCCCGAUUCCUGGAACGAGCUCCUCUAUGCUGUCUUUGUCAAGCGGGAGCUCAAGAACGACUCUCGGUCGUCUCAGGUUAGACAGGCUGUGAAUCUUUCUCGACCAAGUACAAAAGCAGCCCUGGAACGUCACACAAAGUGACAAAGCCCCCCUCCGGUUUUCAGCCUUUGUAUAACCUCGAACACAAUCAUGUUCAAUCCUAGUAUCCUAGGAUGGGAAUCAUUCGAUUGGUAGAACAAAAUUCUUUUGCAGUCUGCAUCUGCUCGUCGAAUGGACUCGAUUGAGGAUGCUGCAUCACCAGAUGAGACUCAAACAAAUUGUUUGUACCAUUGAAGUGGAUUCAUUUGAUAACCAAAUUUAGGCCUGAUUUUUGCAUUUUGUAUACAGAAGAUCCUGUACAUGACAUUUUACCUUGUAUAUAUAUAUAUAUGAUAAAAAUUUUAAAGCUA
Ipomoea nil (Japanese morning glory) is the source of this 1921-nucleotide messenger RNA. RefSeq names its product protein trichome birefringence-like 11. Gene Ontology annotation, molecular function: O-acetyltransferase activity. The record is from RefSeq and is a predicted model, not a curated record. Gene Ontology annotation, cellular component: Golgi apparatus. The coding region runs from base 198 to 1613 and encodes 471 amino acids. NCBI's taxonomy places the organism in Eukaryota, Viridiplantae, Streptophyta, Magnoliopsida, Solanales, Convolvulaceae. The transcript is spliced from 4 exons.